This is a messenger RNA of Danaus chrysippus (African queen), 576 nucleotides long. Lineage: Eukaryota; Metazoa; Arthropoda; Insecta; Lepidoptera; Nymphalidae. The record is from the annotation of a GenBank genome assembly.
AUGUCUAUAGUACCAAUGUUAUUUCGUGAUUGGUGGGACGACUGGGAGCGUCCUUCCAGGCUGAUGGACCAGCACUUCGGGAUGGGCUUGAAGAGGGACGAGCUGCUCUCAUCACUCGCCAUGCCUAGCAGUUCCAUCUUCAGAAAUUCCUACUUUAGACCCUGGAGGACAAGUCUUGCGAGACAGGAAUCCUCGUCUACUAUUAACCUCACCAAGGAGAAAUUUGAGGUGAUCCUUGAUGUACAGCAAUUUGCACCAGAGGAGAUAACAGUGAAGGCGUCAAACAAUUGCAUUGUGGUUGAAGGAAAACACGAAGAGAAACAGGACGAGCAUGGCUUCAUCUCGCGCCAGUUUACUCGCAGAUACAUCCUCCCGAGCGGAUAUGACGUCGCCGACCUGGUCAGCACUCUAUCCUCUGACGGAGUACUUACAAUCACCGCCCCAAAACGACCUCCACCGAACAACGGAGAGAGGGUCAUACCUAUCAUGAAGACUGGUCCAGUUAAACAACCAGAAGCACCAAAAACUCCAGAACAACCAAGGGAACAGACCGUCCCAAUAGUAACCUCGCCUUAA